AUGGCGGGUCUGAAGCUGUCCCUUUUUGUCCUAGUCCUCCUCGCGUUUGGCCCGAGUCAGGCCGGCCCGCCAUGCACUAGGCUCUGUGAGGUAAGGCGCACUGGUUCUUGCGCUAGGCUCGGGGAGAUCAUAAUUGUCGGGAGUGGAGGCGGGCUGCCUUGUGCCACGUGCAACACGACCGGGCAGGCCGAUGAGAAUCAGCUCGGGUGUCUCCCAGGCGAUCUGAAGAGGCUGCAAGUGGCGGGGCACUCCGACAGAAGCGGCCAGCUGAAACCACUGCCCCGCCUUGGCCAACUCCUCACUCUUGUUCUGGGGCCCGGAAACAUCCGUACCGUCGGAAGAGGAGCGUUCGCACCAGUGAGCGGCAUUUCGGCACUAUCCAUGGAAAAGAACGCCAUCAAAACCGUUGGAAGCUGGUUUGGCGGGAUCACCAAGCUAGAGAAGCUCGCGCUGUCUUGGAAUGAAAUCGAAGAAAUCAAGGAGAAUGCCUUCCAGCCACUGAGACGGCUGGGCUAUCUGGAGCUGAGGCACAACCGGCUUCGUGCUGUGGAAGAGUCCCACUUCUCAAGCUUGACCAAACUCAAGGGUCUGCACCUCAGCUACAACAGCAUCUCACACAUCGCUGGGAGGUCCUUCUACCGUCUGUCCAUGCUACACACGCUCUCCCUGGAUCACAACAAGCUAUCGUUCCUCGGCACCGAGUGGCUACAGGGGUUAUACAGGGGCAAAGUCUAUAUCCAGGAGAAUCCCUUCCGCUGCACCUGUGCGCUGGCGAGGCCUUCACUGUCUUCUCCUUGUUUCGACAAUCGGGACAGAAUGCGAUGCAGCUACCCGCCUGGCCUCUCGGGAAGAAAGGUUGACGACGUCGCGAGGGGAGAGAUGCCGUGCCCGCCACCCGCAGCCAAGGUGUCACGCCGAGACCGCGGAGCCACUCUCGUGUGUGAGGUCUUCUGGGAGAAGCGACCAGAGAUCGGAUGGAUGGAUCCAAACGGGAGGGCCGUUGGAGACCGACAGGCGCAAGACCGAUGCGGCGGCACGGUGACCACACGCCUGGAGCACGACUACCCCACCACCAAGUCUCCUGAAGGGGGACAAGUGCUCCCAAGAGACGCCUCCAGCCUACCCUACAUCGGCAGGUCCACCUCCACCCUCCACAUGAACCCGCAAGCCUACCAGUGCUGGACGGGGGGCAGCUUCCGGUGCGUCGUGAAGUCUGCAACAACAGGCAGCGUCUUUGCAGAUCUGCCCCUGACCAAGUCAAGUGAAGAAGACCCGAGGCACGACCACACCGUGACGACAGCGGCCGGCUACACCUCAACACCUGCCCAGCGGAACGCAAGGAUGACAGAAAAGGUCGCCAGAACCCCGGAUAAGAACCCCCGGCAGGACGGCAUCACUCCGGCAGCUGAUAAGGCAGAACGGCGCACCGCCAUGACAGCAGUCCUCACCGCCAAACCUACCCGGCAGAACGGAAGGGUUACAGGAAGCAUGGGCAAAAUCACGGACAAGGACGGCAAACAAGACGGCAUCACUUCAUCAGAUUAUAGUCCACUUAAUAUCAUGAUGAUAGUAUUUUACAGCGUGGGAAUCGCAAUCGUGGUUGCGAUAGUUGUCGACAGGGUAGUGAAGAAGUGCAAGAAGUGGUACGAGGAGCGACAAGAGCAGCGGCAAAACUUACACGGCUACGCCGCAGGCGCGAUCGGAGGCAUACCGCUGCAAAACUUCCAGCCGCCGGCCGCAGUCUCCACGACUGGGAACCCUGUACCUCCUCAACAGGCGAACGAUGACGCCCAGGACGACGCAUCCAUCACUCCGUAUGCGGAAACGUCGCGUCUGGAAAACCCCAUGUAUGGCGCAGACGUGGUGCGGCCAAGAGGUGCGACCUCGGCGUCCCCAGACCCUCGGCCAGGGCCCAGCCUGGGGAAUGCCCCAGUUCCACCUCCGCGAUCGGACAGGCCAGGAAUCGCCGCCAGCGACUCUCACUACUACCCACCAGGCACGGCCACGACUCGAGCAAAAGACGUCCCACCUCCCCAGACCAACAGGCGCGUCAACCCUAACGUGUCAGCGCAGGCAAAACGUUCAGGCAAAUCUGCUACGCGAAGAAACCGCAGUGCAUCUUGCGGCAGCCGAAGGGCCUCCUGCGACAACCGCAGGGCCUCCUACCACAACCGCAGGGCCUCCUACGACUCGCAGGUCGAAGGCGUCAACCUGUACCUUGACCUGAACGGCCCACCACACCACUCUGGCUCAGACAUGCCUCAAGCAGAAGACGUAAACUCAAGCGUCUCAGCACAUCCCAAACGUUUGGGGAAGGCUACGCUGCCAAGAACACGUGGAAGAGCCUCCUACGACCCGCGAAGCUUGGGAGUGGAGGAAGAAGAGAACACAGAAGGCCCCAACCUUUACCUUGAUCUGAACGGCCUAAAACGGCAAUCUGACUCGGAGAUGCCUCAAGCAGAAGAUAUCCCGGAUCCACUUCCACGGACCAACAGAUACGUCAACUCUAACGUGUCAGCACAUCCACAAGACUCGGACAUGUGUCAGGCAGACAUGAUUCCGGACCCACUUCCCCGGACUCACACCUACAUUAACUGCAACGUCUCAGCACAGCCACACCGCUUGGGAAUGUUCGACAUGCCUCAGGCAGAGAGAAUUCCGGAUCCACUUCCACGGAUUCACACCUACGUCAACUCGAACGUCUCAGCACAUCCACAAGGCACGGACAUGCCUCAGGCAGAGAGAAUUCCGGAUCCACUUCCACGGAUUCACACCUACGUCAACUCUAACGUAUCAGCAGAACCACGACACACCUGA
This is a messenger RNA of Branchiostoma belcheri (Belcher's lancelet), 2817 nucleotides long. RefSeq lists its product as uncharacterized. Lineage: Eukaryota; Metazoa; Chordata; Leptocardii; Amphioxiformes; Branchiostomatidae. The coding region runs from base 1 to 2817 and encodes 938 amino acids. The record is from RefSeq and is a predicted model, not a curated record. Gene Ontology annotation, molecular function: protein binding. The transcript has 3 exons.